Messenger RNA from Penaeus vannamei (Pacific white shrimp), 4508 nucleotides. The record is from RefSeq and is a predicted model, not a curated record. NCBI's taxonomy places the organism in Eukaryota, Metazoa, Arthropoda, Malacostraca, Decapoda, Penaeidae.
GAGCAUCCACCCCCAGGACUAUGAGACUGCCGAGGUGCGGCGGAAGAGACGCAAACAGCUGGUGGCUGCAACUGAGCCGGGCCAGGAGCUGGAGACGAUUGGCCAGCACAUCCUGGACUGGUGGGAGCAGGCCCAGCAGAUUAGUUGGGCUGGAGGAUGGGCGGCCGUGCGCUCCACCCUGACGCUGAGCAACAUUAGAGAGGCUGUGAGGUUCACAGUGGUGCUGGUGAUCACUCUAGUGGUAGGUUUGGCGGCAUUCCUUAGGGAGUCGCACCAUGUUAUGCUCCGUUUUGUCCGAGAGGCUGGCAUAUUCUUCCGUAACAUCACACCCUUCCUGCAGUCGAUAAUGGGCUUUGUGGAGAAGCUCAUUGGGGGCUUCUACCUCCUAAUAGCCAUGGUUUACAGAGACUUCCGUCAGCCGAGUGGUCCUCCUGGUCCUCCGCCUCCCUCCUCCUCCUUCAUCUCUCCACACAGGCAGCCUCCCUUAGCACUAGGUCAGGCUCCACCACCUUCCCCGUACGCCCAUCCAGGACCUAGGGUCGUUAAGUAUGUUGGCCCAGAACAGUGGGUGUAUAAAAGCCAAAAUAAGAGCUCGUCACCUUCAAGUUAAGGCAUUUUUUAGCAAUGUAUCUUUUUAUUUGGUGAAUCAAAUGCUACAUUUUUAUUUUUUAAGGACUUUUUAUUUUAAUUUAUUGGAAAUACCAUAAAUGCUUUUAAUUACCUGUCUAUGGCCAAUAUUUAUUUUAUUUAAUUUUCUCGCAAGCUGUUCUUUAGUUUACUCAUUUUACUGAAACAUUUCAGGAUCUGCUCUGCAUUUACUUUUUUCAAUUUAUCCAACUUAAAUUUGAUGUUUAGUUCUCAAUGGUAUAGCGAUUUUUACACCUCAGAUUGCAUUUCCCAUUCCUCAACAAACAGUCCUUUCACAAGUGUGUCUUUCACUCCCUUCUUCCAUUCAUGAAUUCACUCCAUUCAUAAUCUUGUAAACUAGUCACUGCAAGCAUUUCUCUUCAACUCUCAAGAUGCAGUAGAUUCCUUAAGCAGGUAAUGACAACUGUUCACUUUUGUGGUCAUUCAACAUGAAUAUAUAUAUACAUAUAUAUAUUUUUAAUACUCUUUGAAUGUUAUAUCAAUACUGCUAGCAGUGGUUCAGACAUCACAUAGUUGAGCAAAGUAUGAGAAUGUGCCUUUUUCUUUAUGUGAUGUCAUAUGGUGCCUAAACAGAAUGGUAUGUUUUGAAUAAGGAACACAGGUGUUAUAUCUAGGAAGAGAAACAUUUGUUAUUAUGAUUAAUUAGUCUUUUAUUUGGAAUGUUGAAACAGGUUUGCUAUUUUCCUGGUCCCCCUCAUUGUUUCAUUACAAAAUCUAGAUAUGGUUUGUUGUAGUGUGAGUAAUUUCUUGGAAAUUGUGUGUAGAGAUCUUUACUGUCCAGAGCAGUUGGUUUUGCUAAAAGUUUUUUUUUCUCAAAUCUAGAAAAAAAUCCUUAGAUUUUGCCUACACAUAUCCAGUCAUUGUUUUUAUGAAAUACAUUUUGUAUUAAUGAAAACAAAAGAUUUACUACUCACAAUGAUGUGUUUACCAUAUUCAGAGUGUUUGGAUUACAAGUUUCCCAGUGCUUAUGACAUCUUUAUCUUUAUGACUUCCCAGUCUUUACAGCCGUAAAAAGCAGGAAUUAGAAAGUGGUGGUGUGUGUGUUGUAAGAGAUUAGCCAGUCUGUAGAGUUUGAUCCUAAGUGGUACAAAUAUAUGGGUGUUAACUAGUGUAGAGGAGAUAGAACCAGUGUAUAGAAAUUAAUGAGAAAUACUAAUAGUUUUGUUUAUUUAUACCAAAGACUUUUAAUGAAUCUCAAGUGUAAAGCAUCUUAGUGUAUUUUUAUUGGUGCAGAGAAGGAAAGCAUUUGCAAACAAAAUUAAGCAGUAGACCAUCUGCUUAGAUCAUUUCUUUCUGUUGAGGAACUAAUGUAAAUGUACUCAAGAUCAUCUUCGUAUGGAAAUUAGAAUAGAAUUACAAAUGGUAAUUGGAAUAGAGAGGAGUCAGUGCAUUAACAGCUGGUCACAGUUAUAAUGAUUGUCUAGUGAUGCUUAGUUUAUUACAAGGCUCCAUUUAGAAUACAAAGUCACUUCACUUCAGGAAUUGCAUUUAGAAAUAAAGAGUCACUUAUGGAAAAGCAAUAUCUCUUUGUCAUCUUUUGUUUUUCCUUUAUUUUAUUUAUAUAGUGAUUAGAUGGUAAAAAUAGUGUGAAUGUGUGUAUCUAUGCAAACAAUAGAGGUACAAUCUCCAACAAGUCUCUGCCUCUAAUAUAUUUGAAAAUGUUCCAUGCAUAUAGAUUAAAAUCAUGGUAAAUGCAUUCUACAAUUUACUUCUCUCAGAAUUUUUUCCUAUUCUUAUUCAUACACACCACUCCAUGCUAUCAGGACAACACAGGAGGAGCACAUCAAACCUAAAUACGCACUUGCAGCAGAGAGCAGGGAUAGAUGAAGGACUAAAGGUUUAUAUUGUUAAAUGUAACCUAUUUAAAUUGGUCUUAAAACUACAGAGGUUCUUAGUUAACCACACCACUCAGCAAAUCACUUCCCUCACAACCUGACCGCUACAUUCAUAAAACAUUGGGAACUGGAUUGUCCUGCAGUGCCAAACCACCAUUAAUAUGUACCACUGCUCUUGUCCCUCCAUGUUCACUAGACCUUUCACUGGGCAGGAACUCCAGGAUAAAUAAGGCACUGCAGUUUUUGCCUUGAAAUUUCAGCCAAAUUAAGGGAAGCAAGGCAGUUUUUCUUUUUUUGAAGGGCAUCAAAACCAUCACAAUAAACCCUGGGGGCAUUAAAACAAUUCUAUAAAACCAUGUAUAAAUGAUCUAAAAAUGUGCACAGCGAAGAUUCUGCGUGCAGUGUUGUCUGAUCUUCUGGGAGUGGAUUCACUACUGCAUUUACGAUGCAAAAUAACUGUUAACUAUAGUUACCAUGGUUAACAGAUAGCGGUGGUCUUCACUAACAACUUGCCACUAGAUGAUAGAUAAUGAUGAAUAAAGACUUUGUUUGGAUCUGUUCUUUUUUAACAAAGAUGAGAAAUAUAUGGAUAAAAGCUGUCUUGACUCUUCUUUGGUUAAAAGUAAAAAGGAUAUAUCACUAUAACAUUUUUUUUGUAUUUUUUGUUUCUAUUUAUACGAUAAAUAGCUAGGAAGUCUAUUAACAUCCCACAUAAUGUGAUACCGUUGACUGAUUUUUAAACUCGUGUCUCUAUUUACAUUACAUGUUGGCAGAGGAACCUGAAAGAUUUAGUAUGGUGCUCGCUGAUUGGUGGUAUUCCUUUAUUAGAACCCUCUAUUGGCUACCAUUAAAGUUAUUUGAUUUAUUAUUGUAACUCAGUCGAUUCAUUUCCACAUGAAUCACUGGCAAACACAAUGGUAAAUGGCAGCUGGUAAAUGUGUUACGAUAGUGUGUUAGUGAAUCCCGCCCCUGGAUUCUAUCUGUACGCUGUGCUGAUGGCUGCCAGUGUGCCGGUACUGCCUGUACACUGGUGUUCUGAUCCUCACAGCUAUUGCGUUGGCCAAAAGUUAGGGUCACAAUAAUUUGUUGCCGUGAAAAUCCUCAUAAGUUUAGGGCAUUGUGACAAUUUGAAAAGGCACGGCAGCAAUUGCCAUUGUGAAUUUCCUGCCCUACUUCAGGCUGGUGAAUAUUUCAGGGAUGAUGCUGAUUUUUCAAAAUUUUGUGAAAAAGACGUAACUCUAUCAGGUAAAGCUAGAUGUCAAGGAGCAGCGGAUCCCCUUACAGAUGACUAUAUUGAGGUUUGGUAGAAUAUACCAUUUUUUAAGUAAAUAUACUUUACUUAAAAAGGGAGUGACACAAGAUUAGAUUUGAAAAAAAUAUAUAUAUAUAUGUAUGGUGAUUUAAUAUUCUGGUAAAUUGUUGUGAAAGUAAGACUGAAUGUCUUUAUCAUUACCCACAUCCAUGAUGAGGUGGUAGACGGACACAAACAGAUCAUGUUGAUACCGUGACAACAUUAUAUGGAACAUUAUAGUUAAGCCCUAUCAUUAAUGAAACAUGAACUAUGCUGAUGUCACAAUAUCAGCAGCAAGUUAUACCCUUUGUGUGACAGUAAUCACAUAAUUAUUAUUAAUGCAAGAUUGCCAAGUAUCUCUCUCUCCUGAAUCACCCAAUCCAAAUGCCUGAUAUGGGUGAGUACACUGACUCACAACUGUCACUGGGAAUAGCAGUUGUAACAACAAACCCAAAACAUCACUCGUCAGAAUUGUUCAUGUAUUUUAUUGCAUUAUUAAGGAAAGAGGCAGAGACUGUUGUAAGUGUACAUGGAAUAGGUUUUUGGGCACUUGUUAUAUCUGUUAUAAAAAAAAAUAAAAAAAUAAAAAGCAGUUGACAGAAAGGGUAAGAUUUUUUUCUAGACAAAUGCAGAUGGCUGUGGAAUUGCUCAGCAAUAUUGUAUUUUGUGUAAACUUUUUACUUUCUCAGUGUUGGGAUAUGUAAAUCAUGAAGCCAAUAAAUACUCAGAAGAUA